UUUUUUUUAGGUAAUCUUGAUACUCGUAUCAAUUUAAAUUGAAAUAUACGAAUAUUGCAAUUUGAAAUUUAAAAAAAUGGUUGGAAAUGCCAUGACUCAUGAACUCACGAAAGGGCUGUGAUCUUCCUCAACAGUGAAGAAAACACCUAAAGAUUCUACACAUUUGACGGUUAAAUCAGAACUUUAUUUCAGAUUGAAAAUUCUUCUUCAAACAUGGAUGGUGGAGGAAAACGACAGUUGCCAUCAUGGAUGAUGAGAACUACUGCUACUGAGCAAGCAAGUAUUUCAGAGACAAACAAAGAAAACAUAGAAGGUUCUGUAAAACUUCAUACCCAAGCUGUCGAGCCCCAAAAGAAAAUUAAGGCAAAAAAGAAUGAUGCUGGGGUCCCAUUGAUUGAGGAUGAAUUGAAUUUGCUUAAAAAAUGUGAAACAAGAACAAGAAAAAGAAAGUUAAACAAGCAUGAUGAAGGUCAAGAAGAAAAAUUUCAUGAAGAUGAACCAUGCUCGCUUAAACCAUGUAGAGAAAGUAGAAGCAAAAGAAUGCCAACUAAGCAUAGUGAAGAUCGAGUUAAUGACUUUCUUGAAAGUGAUAUAGAGAAAAAAGUUGAUGGUGAAGUGAGAAAAAGAGCUCGAGAAAAUGAUCCCAGGAAGAAGCGCUUAAAAAAUUCGACGGAAGAAGGUCAAAAUGGAACAGCAGAAUCUAGUUCAAGUGAAGAUGAGCUUACGGUGGAAGAUCUAGUAAGCAUUGCUGAAGAGUAUUUAAAGGCUGAUAAGAUGGAGUGUCAUAAGUCAAAAAAGAUGGAAUUUGCACCAGAGACCAAACCUCAAAUUACAUCUGGUUCUGAGAUAGUUUUGGAGAAGAAUUAUCUCACGUCGAACACAGAAGUUAAGAUGGUUACCGAUCAGCCACUUUCUUCAGGCUCUUCUGUGACCAAGCCUUUAUCCAGUGAAGGAAGCUUUCUUAAUCCGAGUACCACUCGCGAACCUGGCCAAGACAUGCUUGAUUUGUUAUUGGGUCCCUUGCUAAGGAAGGCAGGAGAAGUGGAGAAGAAGACUGAUGCUAUAACUGAUAAAAACACGCUUGAUUAUGAGCUCAGCAAAAUAAGAAGUCAAAAUGACACUGUAGCAGAAGUGGCCCCUGUGAUGAAGAAGAAGUUUAGUCUUAAAGAGAGAGCAGGAAGACUCUGGGAUUGAAUAGCUGAGCUUGCUGAGUGUGAAAUAGUACUGAUUAUUCACUCUAAAGAAAUUCAUCAUCAAUGAGGAUUCGAGCUACAGUUUUGGCGUUCAUUCAUCACUUGCUUAUACCAAAGUUCAUGUGCUAAUUUUCCAUCCACGCGUUCGUGAUUGACUUUGCUACUGCAAAUUCUCAAGACAAGAAGAGUAAUUGAGAAAGGCGAUGAUUAAUCUUGGUCUGUGCUACACAGUCUAUGAAAAAUGGAUGAAUAUUGUCAAUUGCAACUUGCAAGCAGUCUAGUGUGGGUUGCAGCACUAUAGGAAAUACAAAAGAAACUGGAAAAGCAGCUGGUCUGCAGUAGAAAGCUCCCCCCUGAAGAUCAAAGCUUUAUGUCAUGGAACCUGGAUACUGUCAAGCUGUCAACCAGGGUGUUUCACUCCCUCUCUGUUAGUUCGAGUGAGAUCCUGUAAAAGUGAGGAAGAGACAUCUGCUUUUUUUUAGAGCAGGAAGAGACAUCUGUUUAGCAAACCUGAAGUUGUCGUCUUGUUGACUGUAGCUAUUUUUGAAUUUGUAUUCAUGUCUGUACAGUGUUGUAGGGAAUGUAUAUUUAUUAGCCUCGCGGCUACCUCAUUAUGCAACUUUACUGCUUUAGAAUGCAGAACAAGAAUUGUAAUAACACUCUCUUGGAAUUUCUGCUCAUAAUACAUCUGUGUACUAUGUUGUUUGUACUGUA
Molecule: messenger RNA, 1907 nt
Organism: Chenopodium quinoa (quinoa)
Lineage: Eukaryota; Viridiplantae; Streptophyta; Magnoliopsida; Caryophyllales; Amaranthaceae
Exons: 6
Coding region: 214-1194 (326 amino acids)
Source: RefSeq, a predicted model, not a curated record